This is a messenger RNA of Phyllotreta striolata, 4503 nucleotides long. The record is from the annotation of a GenBank genome assembly. Lineage: Eukaryota; Metazoa; Arthropoda; Insecta; Coleoptera; Chrysomelidae.
AUGCCUGGAAAAGUAAAAGUGAAAAUUUCCUCGGGCAAGAACUUGCCAGUUAUGGAUAGGUCCAGUGAUACCACAGACGCUUACGUAGAAAUCAAACUCGGAGGAACAACGUUUAAAACUGACGUCUGUAGGAAGUCUCUACAUCCCCAAUGGAAUACAGAUUGGUAUCGCUUUGAGGUGGAAGAUUCAGAAUUGCAGGAUGAGCCCCUGCAAAUUCGACUAAUGGAUCAUGAUACCUACUCAGCUAACGACGCCAUAGGAAAAGUAUACUUAAAUUUAAAUCCCCUUUUGCUGCCCGGCGAUGGACAAAUAAUGAAAUACGGAUUCAACGGAGAUAGUUCGAUUCACCACGAAAUAUCUGGCUGGUUACCUGUGUACGACACAAUGCAUGGCAUCAGAGGUGAAGUGAAUAUCACAGUCAAAGUCGAGCUCUUCUCGGACUUCAAUCGAUACAGACAAUCUUCUUGCGGAGUACAAUUUUUUUACUCCCCUACAGUACCGCAAAUUUACCAAGCAAAAUUGAUACACGGUUUUGUAGAGGAGUUGGUGGUGUAUGACGAUCCAGAAUACCAAUGGAUCGAUAAAAUUCGCACACCGAGGGCGUCGAACGAAGCACGACAAACCCUGUUCUUCAAACUUUCGGGCGAAUUACAAAGGAAAAUCGGCGUGAAAACGCUAAAUUUAGGAGGAAACGCGGUUAUUGGUUACAAGCAAAGUUACGACCUGGAAGGAGAAUCGGGCAUAGUUGCCCGAGGAAUUGGUACAGCUGUUACAUUGAUUAAAUCAUCUAAUACCACUGCAACCGUCAACGGAGACAUCAAAGACGAGCAUGUUAAAGAUUACCUUGAAUUUGUUGGUGAUGGCAAAAGCCUUCGCUUAAGCAGCACACCAAAAGUUCUCCCUUAUCUCUCCCCAGCAUUUUCUCGAUUACCCAAACUACUUAAUCUCGCCCCUUCCAAAUCCAAAAGGCUCUCCAAAAAGCUGUACACGUCCAUAGAUUCCAGCAGCAUCAGAUCGAGCCGAUCCAUCGAAAACAUCACGCACAAUUCCAUGGAAUCUCUCCUUAAGCAAGAGAACGAGCGCGGCAAGAGCGGCAAGGCGCUGCCGCUCAAGUUCAAGAGCUUGAAAUUCAGCCGAAAAAUGAGCGCGCUCAAAUCGAAAUUGAAAAGCGAAACGGACGAGGAAAGCGAAAAGAAACCGUACAAAAGGUCCGAAAGCGAGUCGAGCUUCAUGGCCGAAAUCCUGGCGCGGUCUGUAAUACACGCUCACAACAGCGUGACUUCCAUACUGGAAGUUAAACACGGUUCUCUAGAAGGCGAUUUGAACAAAACCGCCUCGGAACCGACGAUUGCUUCGGCGAACAGCUCCAGCGAGGGAAGGUUUUCGAGUACCGAGUCCAGUACAUCCGAAGACGAUGAUUACAUCAAAGCGAGCGAGAAAGAUCUCGACACGAUCAGUACUAUAAUAAGAGACGUCGAGAGAUUGGAGUUGAAGCGAAAACAGACUUAUCUAAAGCAAUGUUCUUUACCGUUCGAUUUGAACAUUACCGAGGAUUCAACUGAACCCAAAAUCGAGGUCGAAGCGCCUACGAAAAGGGCGAAUUUCGAAAUAUUUUACGAAAACGACGAUGACGAAGACAACGAGGAAACUUUUAAAGGCAUAAUACCGGAGGCGAUGAAAAACGUCGAAAUAAAGGAAAAGGGUUUGGUAAAAACGGCGAUACAGGCGUUGCUGUUGGACAAAGCCAGCCUAAUCGGAACCUAUUCGCCUCCGACGUCGCCUAUACGCGAACAACCGUUUCCUACCGCGAAACCGCCAAUCGUGCGACAGAAAUCCCUGCCGAAAUCGGCGAGCUCCAUAAACUUCGACGAGUACAUCAAGCACAACGAAACCGUGCUCGGGGUGCCCUUCACCCAGAUCGUCUCGUACGAAUGCUUCAAGAGGCGCGUGUCGCAACCGUGCCUCGCCAAAAACGCGCCGACCUCGGACCAAUUGAGCAGCGCCAGCUGCUUCUCCGACAACCAGCUGAACCGGCCGCUGGUCAAAACCAUGCUGACGGAGUCCCUGCAGAAGGAGACGCCCAGCAGGUUCCGCAUAUUCGGGCCGCGGAAGGCCAGGCGGCCGCGCAUCCGUUCGUACAGCACCAGCUCACACAAGAGCUUCCUCUCCCGCAUAUUCAGCCAAAGGAAGCUGCGACCGUCCGCUGAUCCCUCCGAUCCUUCGACUUCCCGAUCCCGAAACGAGCUAACACGUACUAACGCCACAUCUCCCCCCGAUCAAUUGCCUGUCAAUAUAAAAAUUGAAGGCAACAUUUGUAGCGAUACUAAGCAUGCAUGCGUAACCCCAAACAGGCAUAAUAUGUCACCACAACCAGACCAAAUUGGGAGUAAUUGUCAACAGAGCUUAGAGGCUCCGAGAAGAGGCGACCAGUCUCCGUCCAGGCUCAACGUGCUCGCGCAAAGGAGGUCUUCGGAUUCCGAUUUGAGUACCACGCCCAAAGGAAACAGCCUGACGAGCAGCGAGAAGUCGGGCGGCCACAACAGCGGCUCCUUCAUGAAGAGCAACAUCCUGCGCUCGCAGAUCAACCAGGAGAACUUCGACAUGCUCGAGUACCCGUUCCUGACCGUCAUGAAGUUCCCGGCGGACUUCAUAGCCCAGAUCGGGGGCGCCGUCAGCGCGAGGUCCGUCAAGCGGCUGGAGACGAUCAGGAACAUCGAGGAGCCCGAGUCCCGGGACACCUGGUGGUCGGAGCUGCGGAUGGAGAUACGGUCGCACGCGCGCAGUUUGAACUGCAACGCUGUUUUGGGCUAUUCCGAAUCGGCUAGUAUUAAUGACGAUAUAUGCAUAUUGAGCGCUUACGGUACAGCUGUGGUUAUAAAUUUCCAUAAAAACGAAGAAGAUGAUUACUCGGGUUUAGUCAAGCAAAAUGUUGCUUCGAAUCUGAGCGAUGUUGCCAACGUGCUGGUGGAGCAGAAACAAAUCGAUAAAGACAAGCACAAAAACGAGAGUAGUAAAAAUUUCGACAGCCCCGAGCACGGGAAUAAUCAUUUGAAUUGCAAUUGUUCCAUCGCACAUUUACCCUACGAGGGCGGUAAUAAAUCUCUCAAAGCCACUUUAUCAAAAUGCAUGCUGUGCAGGAAGGGCAAAGUUCCGGAAGUUCUUAUAGCCACCAUCGAACCGCCCGAAGGCUUGCCGAGCACCGGCAGGGGAUGCUUCAUCGAAUCCUACGUCUGCCGCCCCCUGAAGGAUUUAAAAGGAGAGUGGAUAGCCAAGGAAAUCUCGGACGGCCUGCCUUUUCUCGAGUACGAACUGCACAGGCUGUUGGUCAACAAAUUGAAGAUAAAAGGUAUGAACGCGAUAUUCGGCUUGAAAUUCGGCAUAUCCGUCGGCGAGAGGUUGAUAAUAGCAACAGCAAACGGCACGGCAAUGUAUCUGGCUCCGCUACCGCCGCCCACCGUACCUAAAUUGGUAUCGGACGAGAACUCCGACGACGCCAAAGUGCUUCUGUUGCAGAAGCAGCUCAACGAGACCGUGAAGAGAAACCGGGAAAUCUACCAAAUCGACGACGAUUCGCAGAAUUGCCGCGUUUGGUCCGAUGACGAAUCCGAAGAAGAACCCACGUCGCUGGACUUAUCAUCCGGCAGCAAGGAUUGCUGCGUCCUAGAGGUCGACGAUCCCAAGGACGAGGAAAUAUUAUUCUCGCUGAUGAAGGAGCGCCCGCCAGACGGCUUCCACGUGGUAAACACCGAGUCGAUACCCGGCCUCGACGACAUGGAGAUCGUCAGGAAUCUGCAGAUGUUCACGCAGGUGCGCCGGUUCAAGUUCCACUCGAACCUCAACAUCGACGAGUACUUCUCCAAGUUGCUCGAAAGCGUCUACUUCAAAUUGAGGAGGAUGGUGCCGUGCGCGCUCUGCAACAUCCAGUUCCGGUGCGGCAUACCCGAGCCCGACGAAGUGCAGCUACUGGUAUUCGGUAUGGCUUUGGGAUUGGGCAAGAAGUCGAAGAAAGUGAAAAUGGUGGUUUCCAAACGAAAUGAUGAAGAUAUGAUUUUCAAGCUGGACGAAGAUAGCAUUCCGGAGAACGCGAUUACCAAGAGCAGUAGUGUAAAAUACAGACCGAGGACAUCCUCGAAAUACAAAUCGCAAUCCUUAAAACAACGACAUACACCCCAGCAGGAAAUAAACGGCGUGGAUGUGACACCGCUGUCGUACGUACCCGGAGCCAGUGUUGACAAAUAUUUAGGCAAUAUCAAUUUCUUUUUCAUCAGGGAAACGACGUCGAUAAGAGAAGAAGGCGGUCUUAGCGGCUUCCUUCACAGCUUCGUGACUGAAGUAUUAGCUAUAGUAAGAGCUCACGUAUCAGCCCUAGGCGGUAACGCUUUAAUAGCUUUCUUCUUGACAGAAUUGUUCCUCCAUCACAAUUUCCACAAGAACCAAGGGCAGUGUCUCAUUAACGUCGGCGGCGACGUCGUUUCGGUGACUUACUUCAACGGAGAAACGUAA